Molecule: messenger RNA, 440 nt
Organism: Racocetra persica
Lineage: Eukaryota; Fungi; Glomeromycota; Glomeromycetes; Diversisporales; Gigasporaceae
Source: the annotation of a GenBank genome assembly
UUAUUGAUUCCUUAGAUCUGAUCAAAAAGGGUAAUAAUCAAGAAAAUGUGCGAGCACGAGAAGCAAUUAGAUUUUUGGAUCAAAUAGGUAGCCAGCGGAACCAUGAUCAUUUUAUCCGUGCACAGAAGGAGAAUGAAAAAUUACCCCAUUGGACAUGUGCGGGAGAGUUUCUUGUCGAAGAAAGUUUCCGACAUAACACUUCACAUGUUUGCCAAAAUGAAAAAAUAGCUAAGGAAUUACAUGAUAAUGACAUCACGGAUGAAAAACCUAUAACUGAUAUUCCACAAGAAUUUCGUCCUAUAUUAAGUUGUUGGCUUUAUUUUGCACAUUUAGCGAACAUCGAUGAUAUAUUAUUUGUGACAGAAAAUCAAGAAUUAACGAAGUAUGCAAAAAUGUUUGGUGUUCCCGUUGUUGGUGUUGGAAAUAUUCCCUAUAGGUAA